This is a messenger RNA of Danio aesculapii, 573 nucleotides long. RefSeq names its product xenotropic and polytropic retrovirus receptor 1 homolog. The record is from RefSeq and is a predicted model, not a curated record. Lineage: Eukaryota; Metazoa; Chordata; Actinopteri; Cypriniformes; Danionidae. Gene Ontology annotation, molecular function: inositol hexakisphosphate binding. The transcript is spliced from 3 exons. Gene Ontology annotation, biological process: cellular response to phosphate starvation; phosphate ion transport. The coding region runs from base 47 to 460 and encodes 137 amino acids. Gene Ontology annotation, cellular component: plasma membrane; cytoplasm; Golgi apparatus.
AUCUGCCCUGCUUGUGGAAGUGAAUGUAUAUCUGUAUAUAUGGGCCAUGGUUACAUGCACAGGCAUUGUAGUUACUGUGAGCUGGGAUAUAAGGAUGGACUGGGGAUUACUUCAGGGAAACGGCCUACUCAAAGAUGAGCUUCUGUACUCCCAACAGUGGUUCUACUAUGCAGCCAUGCUGGCGGAUGUGCUGUUGCGGGUCUCCUGGGCUAUAAAUAUCCUCCUGGCUCAGAUGAAGGAUUCAGCUGCAGCUGCCACAGCAAGUGCCCUGCUGGCACCACUGGAAGUUCUCAGACGUUUUAUCUGGAAUCUCUUUCGGCUAGAGAACGAGCAGCUGAAAAACUGUGAGAAAUGCUGCGCUGUUCGUGAUUUCUGGAACAUCUGGAGGCAUCUGGAAGAAGACCAAGAUGUGCUGCCAAAAGAACAUCACAAAAUCACCCUCUCGAAUCAGAGGUGCUGAAUCUCUUCCACCUGAGCAGUUUUAGAAAAUAAUUCACAGUUAAAAAUACCUGAAAAUUAAUGUCAUUUUUUUUUGCACUGUAAAAGAGACAAAAUUGGCCUUUAAGGGCAGAG